Molecule: messenger RNA, 1362 nt
Organism: Penicillium vulpinum
Lineage: Eukaryota; Fungi; Ascomycota; Eurotiomycetes; Eurotiales; Aspergillaceae
Product: glycoside hydrolase family 76 protein
Exons: 4
Coding region: 1-1362 (453 amino acids)
Biological process (GO): carbohydrate catabolic process; fungal-type cell wall biogenesis
Molecular function (GO): mannan endo-1,6-alpha-mannosidase activity
Source: RefSeq, a predicted model, not a curated record
AUGCAACUGUCCGGAACAUGGUCCAUCCUUAAUGGCCUCAUCGCAAUACUUCUCUUCUCAACGUUAACCUCUGCAAUCGAAUUGGACAUCAAUGAUGAAGAAUCAAUCAAAGAUGCCGCAAGUACGAGUGCUUACUCCAUGAUGGGAUGGUAUGUCGGCAAUGAAACCGGUCAAAUCCCUGGCGCUUUCCCUGAAAAAUGGUGGGAAGGAUCUGCUCUUUUCCUGGCACUGCUUCAAUACUGGCACUUUACGGGUGACACGACCUAUAACUCUUUAACGAGCGAAGGAAUGCAGUGGCAGUCGGGCGACAAGGGUGAUUACAUGCCCAGCAACUACAGUAGCUACCUGGGAAAUGACGACCAAAUGUUCUGGGGUCUCGCAGCCAUGAUGGCCGCCGAGCUGAAAUUCCCUGAUGUCCCAGACAAAUUCUCGUGGCUUUCGCUCGCACAGGGUGUAUUUAACACCCAGAUUGCUCGAUGGGAUACAACAAAAUGUGGUGGUGGUCUGCGUUGGCAGCUCUUCCCUUACCAGAACGGAUACACCAUGAAGAACGCCGUAUCAAACGGUGGUCUGUUCCAACUUGCUGCGCGCCUCGCCCGCUACACGAAUGAAGACAAGUACACAGACUGGGCCGAGAAAAUCUGGGACUGGUCUGUUUCCUCGCCGCUGGUGAACAACAAGACCUGGAAUGUUGCCGACUCGACAGAAAUGAGCAAUAAUUGCGCCGACGCUGGUAACUACCAGUGGUCCUACAACUACGGCACAUACCUAAUGGGUGCUGCCUACAUGUAUAAUAUGACAAGCGACGAAAAAUGGAAGACCCCAGUCGACGGUCUCCUCGGCAAAACUCUGAAAACCUUCUUCCCGAACGGCGACGUCAUGGAAGACACGACCUGCGAACCAAUCCACAAGUGUAAUUUCAACGAAAUCCUCUUCAAGGGCCUCACCUCAUCAUGGCUCGCAUUCACCGCGCUCCUAGUCCCCGACACCGCAGAGCAAAUAAAACCUAAACUUGCAAGUUCUGCACAAGCCGCUGCAGAGUCCUGCACGGGAAAUAACAACAACACAUGCGGUAUCAUGUGGUAUCAACACAAGUGGGACGGGACGACUGGCAUGGAGCAAGAGAUCAGCACGACUAAUGUCUUCCUUGCGAAUAUGAUCAACUUUGACACCGGUACCUUUGGGCCUGUCACUUCGAAGACUGGUGGAAACAGCACCAGUGAUGAUAAUGCGGGUGAAGGGGACGGGAAAGACAAGGAGAAACCUAUCACGACUGGGGAUAAGGCUGGUGCUAGUAUUUUGACAUUGAUCUUUGUCUUUGCUUGGGCUGGGGCUAUGGCUUUCAUGAUGCUCGGUGCUUGA